CAGGUCAAAACACGACUUUGUCGAUUGUAAAUCGCACUUCUCUCCUGCUAUCUGCAGACGACGUCGUUUAGGCGCUCCGAACUCUUUUGUCAGUUCAGUUUGAAGUCUUCUUCAGGCGGAUGAUGCCGCAAAAUCGAGAUUGUAGAGAGAGAAAUUAAACAUUUAUCAAUUCGAUUUCCCGUUCCUCCUCAUUUCGAUUACAGGGUUUCAGGGAAACAAAAUAAAUAAUAUAACAUGUCGAGAUUUCGUGGAUUGUGGCGAGCUUCCGUUGACGCAACUAAAAAAGCACUGACAUGGAACCUCGAAGACUUGGUUCCUCCAAGCGAAAGAUAUAUCUACAAAUUCAAUUCAAAAGACGAGCUAAAGCGAUGGCAUUUGUAUUCCGAUUCUGAAUAUGGAGGUAUGUCAUCAGCGUCUUUGGAGAUAAAAGAGUCUGCUAAUGGAUCAAGUGGUACUGGUUUAUUCUCUGGAAACCUUUCAUUGGACGUCGAUGAAGGUUCAAAGUGGAAUAUAAGUAGAAGUGGCUUCUGUGGAAUGAGAUCUAAGAGGUUUGAUGGGUUCAUUGAUUUGGAUGCGUACGACACAUUAGCCCUAAAACUUAAAGGAGAUGGGAGAUGCUAUAUUUCGACUAUUUAUACAGAGAAUUGGGUGAAUUCUCCUGGACAAGAGGAAGAUAACUCGUGGCAGGCAUUUGUUUUUGUGCCCAAAGACAGCUGGUAUAUUGCAAAGAUUCCCCUUGCCCGAUAUCUGCCUACGUGGAGAGGUAAUGUCAUAGAAGAAAAUCUGGAGAUGAACCCAGCUAGAGUUGUCGGCAUGUCUCUGUCGGUCAAUGCCGAAGGUGGUGUGCCAGGUGCUAUUACUGGCCCAGGCGAUUUUCAACUCGAGAUCGAUUGGAUUAGAGCUUUGAGAACCGAGGAUUAACCGAAUCACUGCUUAGAGACACACACACACUAGUAGAAGAAGAAUAAUAAGCUUACAAUUGGAGUGAAUGUUGUGGAACUGCUUACAGUAAGAUUACACAUUUCGAUUAAGUCCGAAAGAUUCAUGUUUUAAGGUAACGAAUUCGGUGUUCUUUAUCUUUGUCUUCAGUUUAUCCAACCAUGCCGAACUGAAAUUCUAUUCGUAUAACAAGUACUAAUCUUCAACACCAAUAGGCCUUGUUUGGGAACAUUGAUAAAGAUUUUGAUUGCAUUGGAUUA
Messenger RNA from Erythranthe guttata (spotted monkey flower), 1199 nucleotides. Its product is annotated as NADH:ubiquinone oxidoreductase intermediate-associated protein 30. The record is from RefSeq and is a predicted model, not a curated record. Lineage: Eukaryota; Viridiplantae; Streptophyta; Magnoliopsida; Lamiales; Phrymaceae. Gene Ontology annotation, cellular component: mitochondrion. Gene Ontology annotation, biological process: mitochondrial electron transport, NADH to ubiquinone; mitochondrial respiratory chain complex I assembly.